Messenger RNA from Aethina tumida (small hive beetle), 905 nucleotides. RefSeq names its product microtubule-associated protein RP/EB family member 3-like. Bases 75 to 767 code for a protein of 230 amino acids. The record is from RefSeq and is a predicted model, not a curated record. Lineage: Eukaryota; Metazoa; Arthropoda; Insecta; Coleoptera; Nitidulidae. The transcript has a single exon. Gene Ontology annotation, molecular function: microtubule plus-end binding. Gene Ontology annotation, cellular component: microtubule organizing center; microtubule plus-end; cytoplasmic microtubule. Gene Ontology annotation, biological process: protein localization to microtubule plus-end; spindle assembly; regulation of microtubule polymerization or depolymerization.
AACGCACCAAAUGUCAAAUUAUUUAUCAUUUGCUUAAAUUAAAUUUAACUUUCGGUUGUAAAAGGACAAGGGCAAUGGCUGUGAACGUUUACUUUACUAGUGGUACCGCUGCGAACUUGUCCAGGCACGACAUGCUCGCGUGGGUGAACACCUCCUUGAAGACCAACUUCGUGAAGAUCGAGGAGAUGUGCACCGGCGCUCACUAUUGCUUAUUCAUGAACAUCUUAUUUCCCGGGUACGUACCGAUGGCGAGGGUCAAGUUUGGCGCCUAUCUGGAGCACGAGUUCAUCCACAACUUCAAAAUAUUGCAAGCCGUUUUCAAGAAGCUGAACGUGGACAAGAUCGUGCCCAUCGAUCGACUGAUCAAGGGCCGAUUUCAGGACAACUUCGAGUUCUUGCAGUGGUUCAAGAAGUUCCACGACGCCAACAAAGGUCGCAUACCGAACGACGGCGACGCCGUCAGGGACACCAGUUCAGCUUCGGUCAGCAUCAGGGGGGAGUACUUGUCAAAGACGGAGGGUCUGAGGAGUCAGAUCGAAGACAUGAAAGUGACCAUCGAAGGCUUGGAGAAGGAGAGAGACUUUUUCUCGCGCAAGCUCAGGAGCAUCGAAGCUUUGUGUCAGGAUGCUGAUGAGACUUGUCCGUUCAUACAGAAGAUCCUGGACAUUUUGUACGAGAUAGAGGACGGGUUCGUCGUACCUGGUGACAACAAAGACAGCGACACCGAAGGAGCAGUCGAAGGAAUUGGGGAAGGAGAUGAAUUUUAAAGUAAACAGUGUGGCCCUGUCAAAAAAUUUAUCAGUCUCAAAAUUAUCAUGUCACAAAGGUUUACACUUUUAAAAUAUAAUUUUAUGUAUUUCUAACAUUUAAAUACCUAGUAAAUAAAAUUGUGAAUAACUUUUGCA